ACUGAAUCUGCUAUUUCCGGCACAUUUCACACAAUACAUAAUUUCUCAACAGGCGCUUAUCGAGCGCCGUGCGCUCCUCACGUUACCACGCAACAACCAUCCAUGGUCAUGCAAGACUGCGCGCGUUGCGUAAUGGGAGAAUCUCGGUGAUGCUGAUUCAGAGGAGUAGAGGCGUAUAACGGGGAGGAUGGAGAAUGGUGCAACGAUAACCGACACAUAUGUCAUUAACACGACCUCGCACAAGGACUGAUGCACCUCUCAAAUGCCUCGCGAACCGAGACCCUACAACGAUGUCAGAAAAUCAGGUAAAUGGCUGAAUCAAGUUGGGAGCUGCUGUGUCUCUGUCUGGCCGGCCAAUGCAGUGCGUAGGGACGGCCGCCCAGCCCGACGAAAACAUGAACGGAGCGGGGGAGCAGGUGGACAUCCUGCCCCCAAACUGCUUGGUAAAGGACCGAUGGAAAGUGCUGAAGAAAAUUGGCGGGGGAGGUUUCGGGGAGAUCUACGAGGCGUUGGACCUGCUGACCAGAGAGAAUGUGGCUCUCAAGGUAGAGUCAGCCCAGCAGCCUAAACAGGUCCUCAAGAUGGAGGUGGCUGUCCUCAAAAAACUGCAAGGGAAAAAUCAUGUCUGUAAAUUCAUUGGAUGUGGAAGGAACGAGAAGUUUAACUAUGUGGUCAUGCAACUUCAGCAGGGGAGAAACCUAGCGGACCUGAGGAGGAGUCAACCCCGCGGCACUUUCACCAUGAGCACCACGCUACGCCUGGGAAAACAGAUCCUGGAGUCCAUAGAGGCAAUCCACUCUGUGGGCUUCCUGCACAGAGACAUCAAGCCUUCAAACUUUGCCAUGGGUCGACUCCCCUCCACCUAUAGAAAGUGCUUUAUGUUAGACUUUGGCCUGGCUCGCCAGUACACCAACACUACCGGAGAGGUCCGACCGCCCAGAACUGUAGCGGGAUUUCGGGGCACUGUUCGUUAUGCUUCAGUAAAUGCUCAUAAAAACAAAGAAAUGGGUCGCCAUGACGAUCUAUGGUCGCUAUUUUACAUGUUGGUAGAAUUUGCAGUCGGUCAGCUACCAUGGCGAAAAAUAAAAGAUAAGGAGCAAGUGGGUCAGAUUAAGGAGCGCUACGACCACAGAAUGCUGCUCAAACACAUGCCAUCUGAGUUCCAUGUGUUCCUGGAUCAUGUUUUAGGGCUUGACUACUUUACCAAACCAGAUUACCAGUUGCUGAUGUCUGUCUUUGAGAACAGUAUGAAGGAACGCAUCAUCACAGAGAACGAGUCUUUUGAUUGGGAAAAGGGAGGGACGGAUGGAGUGCCUCUGUCCACCUGCACGUCAACGCCCCCUCAACAGAACACACGACAGACCCCCGCUGUGGUCGGGGUGGUGAACGUGACUCUGAUUCCUGGGGAGCUGCCGAGGGAGAACACAGAUGACGUUCUACAAGAUGAGCACCUGAGUGACCAGGAGAAUGCUCCACCUGCAGUACCUAGCAGGCCUUGCGAGGGGACACGACCCCAGGCGGAAGGCGAGGCGUGGAACGACACCGACUUCAACCGCAACCAACUCAGGAUCAGCAUCAGCAAGGGACAGUUGGCUGCGGAGGAGGAGCCUGCUAGAGGGGUGUGUCCUGAGGCCACUGUGGGUGGAGCUCCCCCAGAAAUGACUGGUGCUCAGGUCUGCGCUCUGCGGUACCGGAGGAUCAACAGCCCAGAGUCAGACCGUCUGUCCGGCGCAGAUGGGAGACCAGAUGUCUAUGAUAAACGAGGGUCUCGUAUGGACAUCCUGGGAUCCCCGUCCCGCUACGUACACUCCUCCCAGCCGGCCCAGAUGCACUCCCUGGAGGGAGGAGGUGGGGACCGGCAGGGUGGCGGUGGGAGACCAGGCCAGGAGGUCUCCGUUGCCUCCGCGGCUGACCCCGAGGCCCACAGUAACGCCUUCAUCCGGUCUGUACCACUCGCCGAGGAGGAAGACUUUGACAGCAAGGAGUGGGUGAUCAUUGACAAGGAGACUGAGCUCCAGGACUUCCUGGGUCUCCUGGGCCCGGGUGCCGAGCCCACCACCUCGGGGCCCACCACCGAUGAGGAGCCCGAGGAGCUGAAGCCCCUGGAUGAACUGGAGGAACGGAGGAGGUUACGGGGAGCUGUAGGUGGAGAGGUGGUGGUGAGGCCUAAGAUGCGAGCAGGAGGCAUAGUGGCACUUCCAGAAGGGGAGGGGUCUAAUGGGGCUAGUCCUGGACACUCGGGUUAUCACACUCUGCCUCAUAGCCGUGGACAAAGACCACGGCCACAGUCGGAGCACUUUGGAGCUCAAGGACAGGCCCAGGAGCAGAUCAACACAUACCAGGGUGGCAGUGUGGAGGACCAGAGAGAGAGACCUGACCUUACCAUGCUGGCCCAGCAUCGCAUACAUCGGGUGGACUUCCUCUCUGCCAUGCUCACCGCCACCCUUCCACCUCUCCAAACCUCUUUUGAGGUUGGUUCCGGAACCCUUGUUGAGCAGGAUCGUGAUGGGGAUAUGAAUGGGGCCGGGGUUGGGUCCAACGGUGUCGGGAGCCCCAAAAGUAGCGAGCACAGCCAGGAUGGUGAUGAUGGAGCGCCCUCUACUCUCCUUGCAGACGAGCCUCCUCUGGACUACCCUCACCUGGUCUCUGCGGGAGUGGGGUUGGGGGGUGAUCCGGACCUGGAGCUGGAGGAAGGCUCCAAGACCCUGGUGCUCUUCUCCCCUGGAGACAUGAGGAAGUCCCUUGCCGUGGUGGGCGAUCUGCCCCCUGACGAUACCGCGAGCCACCAGGGGACCCUGGCAGCCGUCACACCCCAGUGCGAGCGAGCCCUGGGAGCUCUGGGAAGCCUGCUGGACAUAUCUGAGCCAGGUACUCUGUCCUCCCAGCUGAAGUCCGAGCCCAAAUUGUCUUUGACAGCCGUCACUGCCAUCCUGAUCAAUAUGGCAUCCAAUGUGGUUGCUCCCACUAGCACAUCCCCUCCUUUCACCAAAGUGGAGCGUACAUUUCUCCACAUUGCCGAGACCACCCACCAUAAUGUGAUGAGCUCCUCGGGGACCCUGCAACCCAGGCUGCUGCUCCCUGGGCUGGUUGAGGAGCCCACAGCUGAACAGGAGGACUGCUUGGAGGGAGAGAAAGAGGAGGAUGUCUCCGAUGGAGAGAAAGAGAAAGGUAGAGAGAGCAGAUCCAAUGGGGACCUUUCAGAAAACGACGCUGAGAAGGGGACGGAGAGGGAGUCUGAAGGUGAGGUCCCAAAGACAUACUACAUACACAGGAGGCAGAGUCGAUCAGAAGGCUAUGUCUAUGAGAAAGUCGAGGAAGGGGACGAAGAGAACAGGUUUGAGGAGAACAUUCCAGAGAGCGACAAGGAGGAUGAGAAAGAUCCGGAUGAGGAGAAGAGAGAUGGUAGGUCCAAGGAGGAAGUUCCAGAGAUAGAAACCCCAGGUUCCCCAGAUGGAGACAUGGCUAAGGAGGAGGAGGAAGAGGAUGUUGCAAAGAAAGAGGUUGAGGAGUUAAUCUCUCCAGAAAAAGAGAAGGAAGAAGAGACGGAACUUGGGGCGGAGGCUCCGCCAGAGAUGCAGUCAAACCUCUCCUCUCCCAUUCUCUGUCCCUCCGAAGAACCUGAAGCACAGGAUGUCCUGGUCGUUUCCACAGAAACCAAGUUCUACUCUGAACAAGAGGAUACCCCUAUUGCCGUUUCCCCUGAGAAGGUGCCUGCCCAAGACGUGACAAUGGCAGAGAUGGAGAACCAGGUCCAGCUCAAACGAAACAUUGAGGCUUCUCCACAAGAAGAACCUAAGGACUCUGGUGAUCCAGAAACAUUGGCAGUGCACCAGGUAGAGAGCAAAGACGUGGCAGAGACUAGCAAACAAACCAGGCCUCGUAAACUGAGCCGAAUCCCGGUUCUCUCCCGGUCUGAGGAGGACACUGGCUCGGACCAGGACCAGUCGGCGGCGUCCCAGUCACUCAAGUCUCGUCAGAAGGCCAAGCGACCUCACCUAGCCCGGCUGGUCAUGGAAAGGACACAAGGUCGUAUGCUAAGACUGGCUUCUGUUUCCUCAGCUUCGUCUGUUGAUGAUUGCUGUAAAGCAGCAGCAGAGACUCAGUCGGAGGAAGACACCCAUGAUGAGGACGACUCUCUGCCCAGGAAGGAGAGGGGUGUUGGCUGGGAAAGGGAGAGGCGUGGCGGGCGUCAAAGAAGCAGGAUACCCCGUCCCGUCACGCCUGUUAAGCUGCAGGGUCCCUCUGUUACAGCAUCGGAUGCCAUCUCCCAAGCUGGCACCAAUGCUAGUGUCCAAAAGCCACAACUUUCAACUGUAUAUACUAGGCAUCAAUCUCACAAACCCAGGACCCCAAGCAUGAAUGUUCCACUGCACCAGAGGUCCCAGACUCUGCAAUCCCGACCUGGACCCGGGGCCGACUCCACCCUAUUCUCCACCUCCCGAACCCUGCGUGGGGUCAUCUUCCGAGCCCCUCACUCUGCAUUCCCCUCCCCCCGUAGCCUCAGCACCUCCCCCCGCAGCUACUCCACCUCCCGGACCGACAGCCCCUCCCCUCAGCGCCCACGACGGGGGGCUGCAGUCACAGAGGUCCGUAGGCAGCUCAUAUCUGUGCGGGCGCAGACUGCACUUCCGCUAAAACCCAGACCGCCUCAGACCGAGGACUCCUCCGCCACUGGGAUGACCAGAAGGCGAGGCAAAUUUUACCCAUCGUCAUCUACAUCCACACCCACUAAGGGGAAGUCAGAUGCUUCUGAGAGCAAGACAGCCACCAGAUAAUAUAGGCUAGCCCAGGGCAAUCUAUAUAUCAGUCUAUCCAAACCUCACUUCACACACCCCUUUAUCUACUGUAUGUCAGAGUAA
Molecule: messenger RNA, 4859 nt
Organism: Oncorhynchus nerka (sockeye salmon)
Lineage: Eukaryota; Metazoa; Chordata; Actinopteri; Salmoniformes; Salmonidae
Product: tau-tubulin kinase 1-like
Biological process (GO): peptidyl-serine phosphorylation; signal transduction; peptidyl-tyrosine phosphorylation
Cellular component (GO): cytoplasm; nucleus
Molecular function (GO): ATP binding; protein serine/threonine kinase activity
Source: RefSeq, a predicted model, not a curated record